Selaginella moellendorffii is the source of this 2708-nucleotide messenger RNA. RefSeq names its product linoleate 9S-lipoxygenase. Bases 40 to 2637 code for a protein of 865 amino acids. Lineage: Eukaryota; Viridiplantae; Streptophyta; Lycopodiopsida; Selaginellales; Selaginellaceae. Gene Ontology annotation, molecular function: oxidoreductase activity, acting on single donors with incorporation of molecular oxygen, incorporation of two atoms of oxygen; metal ion binding; protein binding. The record is from RefSeq and is a predicted model, not a curated record. The transcript is spliced from 9 exons. Gene Ontology annotation, biological process: lipid oxidation.
AACUCUUUCAACCUGUGUAAUUAAUUCUUUUAUUCUCACAUGGAUUUUCCAUCGGCACUUGUUUCAGCUACAACAUCUAUGAUCCCCUCAAAUUUUCCUACUAUCCAACAGAAAGUCAAUCUAACAAACCAUGCAAUCACCUUGAAAGGAUCUCUCUUGGUAAAGAAGCAAAAUAGUUUUGAUGUUGUGAAUCCUUUGGGAGUAGUCACGGAUGCUGUGAGUGAGGCAAUUGGCCUCAAGGUCAUCCUUCAGCUUAUCAGCAGCACUUCAACUUCAAGUGAUGGAAAGCCUAAACUCAGCAAGCCCGCACGCAUCGAGAACUGGACCCUCUCGUCAAGCUUGCUUGCAAAGGAUGAAGUAAAGUAUACCAUAAACUUCGAAGUGGACGCUGAUUUUGGUACCCCUGGGGCAGUCGUGGUUCAAAACAACCACAGCUCUGAGAUCUAUUUCGUCUCCCUGUCCGUCAGAAUGCCCAGGGGAAGCAAAGUUCAGUUCCCCUGCAACUCGUGGGUGUACAGGAGCAGUGGCUUCGAUUUGGUCCCAAAGCCAAAUCGCAUCUUCUUCAGCAACCACCUGUACCUGCCACAGGACACACCGCCGUCUCUAGUACCCUACCGCGAAGCCGACCUCAAGCAGCUCCAGGGCAAUGGUACGGGCAUCCGGCAACACUCGGAAAGGAUUUACGACUAUGACAUUUACAAUGACUUGGGAGGCAUUGGGAGACCAAAGCUGGGGGGAUCCAAGGAAAUGCCAUACCCGCGAAGGUGUCGUACGGGUCGCAUUCAAGGCCUUCUGGGAGAGGAAACGUAUCCAGGCGGUCAGAACCCAUUUCCUAUACCGUUUUUCUACAUUCCCAGUGAUGAGUAUUACAGCUCGUCCAAGACCGCCAGCGUCCUUGUGAAGACCGUCAAGAGCUUCUCUCACACGUUUAUUCCCAUGCUAACAUCGUUUGGAGGGCUCUUGGACAAAUACUUUGAUUCGUUUCAGGACGUGGAGAGCCUGUACGACCGCGGGUUUGACCUGUCGAAGCUGGCCUUGGGAGCAAUCGAAGGGAUAGACUCGCCGUUGGACAUACUCAACGAUCUGUCGACUGAUCACACCAAUAAGAGCUUGCUCAAGUUUCCCAUUCCUGCAGUUCUAGAAACUGAUCGCCUGGCAUGGAGAUCUGAUCGGGAGUAUGCGAGGCAACUGCUGGCUGGAACACAUCCAAUCUUGAUACAAUGCCUAACGGAAUUCCCUCCAACCAGCGGCUUGGGUGAUGAGUAUGGCCCAAGGAAAUCAACUGUAACAGAGGAACACAUCUCUCGUUUCUUGGAGGGGACGACAGUGCAAGAGGCAGUCGCAAACAAAAAACUGUUUUUGGUGGACCUUCACGACAUCUUCAUGCCUUACAUUGAAAGGAUCAACAAGAUCCCAGACAUCUACAUGUAUGCAACCAGGACAUUCCUGUUCCUCAGGGGGGAUGGAACGCUCAAGCCCAUCGCCAUUGAGCUGAGCACUCCCAGUUCAAGGAGAGUCCUCGUCCCACCCCAAGAAGGAGAGACCGACUAUUUGUGGGAGCUCGCAAAAGCACACACAGCAGCAAACGAUUCAGGAGCUCACCAGCUUGUUGGCCACUGGCUCAAGUGCCAUGCAUGUAUGGAGCCGUUUAUCAUUGCGGCGCACAGGCAGCUGAGUGCCCUUCAUCCGAUCUUUGCCUUCCUGAAGCCACACAUGAAGUACACAUUGCAAAUCAAUGCACUUGGUAGGCAAGUACUUAUUAGUGCGUCAGGAAUUGCCGAGCAAGGUUUCACCCCGAAAAUGUAUUGCAUGGAGUUGACGUCUCAGGCCUACAAGUCGUGGAAGUUUGCCAUGGAAGGCCUCCCUGCAGACCUUAUAAAAAGAGGGAUGGCUGUUCCAGAUCCUGCUGCAAAACACGGCAUGAAGCUCGUCAUUGAGGAUUAUCCAUAUGCGGCAGAUGGUCUCGAGAUAUGGUCUGCGCUGACGAAAUGGACCCAGGAAUAUGUGGACGUACACUACAAAGACGAUGCCACAGUUCAGAACGAUGCCGAGCUCCAAGCUUGGUGGAGUGAGGUGGUGAACGUUGGGCAUGGCGAUCUGAAGGACGACCCGACAUGGUUCAAGAUGGACUCCAAACUGGGCCUGACGGUGGCACUGACAACUUUCAUAUGGAUCACGACUGCAAACCAUGCGGCUGUUAACUUCAGUCAAUAUGCAUAUGCUGGGUUCAUCCCAAAUCGUCCCACUGCAACUCACUUGCCAGUUCCAGAAAAAGGAUCCACGGAGCACCGAAAGCUUUUAAGAAAUCCGGAAGAGUACUAUUUCAAAGUGAUAUCAAACAAGAUGGAGUCGUUUGUAGUGAUGAGCGCCAUAGAGGUUUUAUCAGGCCAUGCCGACACCGAGGAAUACAUUGGGCAGCGACAUAUUGAUAUCUGGACCGACAACGAAGAGGCACUCGAGGCGUUUGACAGGUUUGCAGAAGAUAUCGACAAAGUUGGUGAGACCAUCUUGAGCAGGAACAAAGAUCCAUCCUUCAAGAACAGGCAUGGCCCUGUAAAGGUCCCAUAUAAAGCACUGUACCCAACGUCUUCUAAAGGCAUCACGGGACAGGGAGUGCCAAAUAGCAUUAGCAUAUGAAAGAAAAACCUAAAAACAAUGUAUAAAAAAUGUUUACUUAAAAAAUGCGAAAACACACUUUCAAGGGAAAA